CAUCACCGAUGAGACGAGAAUUCAAAAGAAGAUCACCGCGAAUCCAACACUGCUUUGUUAUUAAUGAAGUUGUAUGCGAUAUUUUUAACCUGGUACUUUUAUUUUUGAAGUCGUACUUCGGUUGUCACAUUGUUUAUAUUUUAAUGUAGACUAUUCGUAACGAAGUUGAGUCCGUGGCCUGAAGAAAACGACAUGUCUACAAAGAAACUGGCGAAACAAUUAGGGUUCGUGAGGAAACGCAGUCGGUCAUCAACUGGACAGAAGAAACCACUAACAUCGAAUCAAAUUUUCCCAUAUCUGAUUGUCAUCGACUUCGAAUCCACAUGCUGGAGAGAGAGGAACAGCUACUGGCAGGAGAUUAUUGAGUUUCCUGCUGUUCUCCUGAACACCUGUACAGGUGAGGUGGAGUCAGAGUUCCAUACGUACGUUCAGCCACAGGAGCACCCCGUACUGUCUGACUUCUGCACCGAGCUCACUGGAAUCACACAGCAACAGGUGGAGGCCGGGGUUCCCCUCCACAUCUGUCUGUCUCGGUUCUCCCGGUGGCUGCAGACUCUGGAGCACCAGAGGGGUGUGGUCUUCCCCAGGGACCAGAGGGCUCCAGGCGCAGAGCAGCGCCCCUGUGCCUUCGUCACCUGGUCAGACUGGGACCUGGGGGUGUGUCUGCUGUAUGAGUGUAAACGGAAGCAGCUCCACAAACCUGCUGUUCUGAACAGCUGGAUAGACCUGAGAGCGACGUACAGGCUGUUCUACAACAGAAAACCCAAGGGACUGAAUGGAGCUUUACAGGAUCUAGGGAUACAGUUCUCUGGACGGGAGCACUCAGGUCUGGACGACGCCCGUAACACUGCCCACCUGGCCUGGAGGAUGAUGAGGGAUGGCUCUGUGAUGAAGAUUACACGCAGUCUGGAGAGGGCGCCUUUGAAGACCAAACCCCUGUUUGGAAAUGGGAACGUGCCAGGGGAUGGUUGUCCUGGCAACAAGAGGGAUAACAAAACCACUAUCAAAAACCCCUCCAAGACGACAGGGAGCGGCGGCGGCGGCCAUCUUGAAAAUCGACCCAACAGCAAGCCAGUUAGCAACACGGACGUUGUUGAGACACGACCCAAGCCUGCAGACAACAUGGUUCCCAACACAGAGGUGAACUCCAACUUAACCGCUGAACCUGUUCAGUAUCAGAGUAUUGUUUCACCAAAGACCCUUCUCAAUGGUCUGACCACUCCAAUGUGUGGUGGUAGUAGCAGAACAGUUAGAAUCGGAACCAUACGGUCCAUCUCCUCUCCUAUGACUUUCAAUAUCCCCUCUCCUCAUCACUACAACAACAGCCUCGUUCUGGUCUCCACCACUGUGAAUUGCAUGACCCAUCUACCCCAGCCAGACCCGACCCUUAACCCGGAACAAGGAAGUAUGGAGGAGGACGUGCCCAUCUUGGUGGAAACGGAGUCGUGCGGUUCGUACGACGACGUGGUAUUGGAGGAGGACUGGGAUGUCACGGUUGGUGACGAGGCUUCUGUUGCUGAUGUCACAGAGAACCAGAGGUUUCAUGUUGAUGAUACCUCGGUUUAUGGGAGGACCUUGCUGUGUCCAAGCCCAGUACAUUCACAUCCUGGUAGAGGUCCAACCAACAUUAGGCCUCGGUCCAAUACCACCAACACGCCCUGCCAACAUCUGACCAGCCUGGUACACAAGACCGAUACUAGAACAUCCUCCAGUAACUUGGUGUCUUUCAAGGCUGGGACAACAAGGACCUACAACACUUCUGCACCCAAUAGUCUGUCCACUUCCUCUUUUGUCACACCCAGACCCGUUACUGGCUCAAACCUCUCAGAUGCACGGUCAAGACUGAACACGGAAACGUCAAACUCCUUUGUGAUCGACAAGAACGAAUCGAGAGCAUCCGCAAGUUCUGCGAAAGCUGCGACAACGAGGAUAUACAACACCUCUGGGUCAAAUAGUUCAUGCAGUUUCUCCUUCGACAAACCCAGACGUGUUACCCAUGAUUCCAACCGCUCAGCUACACGGUCAAGACCGCAAACGGCAACAUCGAACAACUCCUUUGUGAUCUACAAGGACAAGCCGAGAGCCUCAAAUACCUCUUCUUCAUCCAGUAUUUCUAUCACAUCCAAUACCUCAACAGCAUCCAAUCAUUCCUUUGUCAAACCCAGACCAGACCUCCAGAACUCCAACCUCCAUGCUACACGGUCAAGACCUCUCACAACAAACAACUCCUUCACACCCAUGUCCUCUACGACAAACCUUCCCAAUCCUUCCGUCACCAGACCCAAACCAGUUACCACCAGCAGUGACUCUAACCUCUCUGCUUCACAGACACCAAACGGCACUGCAUCCAGUCUUUCCUUUGCCAGGCCCGGACCUGUCGUCCAUAACCCCGACCCAUCGACUUCACGUUCGAGGCUGCACGCAGAGACUCCAAACGCAUCUUUCACGAUCCACAAGUACUCCUCUUGCCUCUCCUCUGUCUCUCGUCCUUCUGUCGGUGGAUCGUUCUCCGUCCUCUCCUCGUCCGUCAACCGCUCCUCGCUCCCGCCGACCCGCAGCACCAAGAUUACGGCCCCGCUGUGCGACUGCGGGCGACGAGCCAAGCGUCUAACGGUGUGUAACGGCGGCCCGAACCAAGGCCGAGCGUUCUACUGCUGUACGGUGCGUAAACACGGCCCCGGGGGGACCAGGAAGGGAUGUGAGUUAUUUAAGUGGGAGUCUGCUCUCCUCCAGGCUAAAUCACCAGCCUCUGCUGCCAACUCCAUCGCUCUGUGUUUUGGUCUCAACUCCAGUGUUGUUCGUCCCCCUGUCAUCGUCUAGGACAAGAUAUCAGUUAGCUUGAGGUCAUAGGGAGACUCUCAAUAGCAUUUCCUUCCUUCUCAUCCAAUGGGUUUGAGAGGACAUAAGGAAUCAAGGAAAUGCAAUUGAGAUUCUCCUCACAAAGGUGUCAUUUUAAACUGUACUUUAUGAAAAUAUGUAUGAUAAGUUGUAUUUUUAAUAUAUACUAAAUCUGGUGCAUUCAAUGACCAAUAUCCUGUACAGUUUCUAAAUAGAAUUGAUCCUCCAUGAUGUGAGAUGACAUGAUGUCAUAAUGAAAUGUAAAAUGCCCUUUUAGGUCGGCACUGUCAUAAUAAAAGAUGUCAUGAACUGUAUUACAGGGGUUCUGUAUUGUUGUAAAUUUAACAGCUGAGGUCGGAACCAAAAUGGACAUUUUAUAAAACGUUUUUGUGUUCUGACAUAAGGACGGAAUUGCAAAUUGUCCCUCUUGGUGCCCUGUACUAGAUCCGCCAAUAUUUUACAUGCGCAACAAUGGUGAAAUCGGCAGUACGUCUUCAAAAUGAACUGUGAAUGAGUGAGAAAGUUAGUGGGUCAAAGAUC
This is a messenger RNA of Oncorhynchus masou masou (cherry salmon), 3378 nucleotides long. Its product is annotated as ERI1 exoribonuclease 2-like. The record is from RefSeq and is a predicted model, not a curated record. Gene Ontology annotation, molecular function: nucleic acid binding; 3'-5'-RNA exonuclease activity; zinc ion binding. NCBI's taxonomy places the organism in Eukaryota, Metazoa, Chordata, Actinopteri, Salmoniformes, Salmonidae.